AUGCAGGGGCUCACGGCCGCCUUCCUUGUCUGGGCUCUGAUGUCUCCCCAGGGCGGCGGCGGGGAAGCCUGGCCCACACACACGGCCUGCCGGGAUGGGAACUUACAAGUGCUCUACCAGAGCUGCGACCCAUUACAAGAUUUUGGCUUUUCUGUUGACCAGUGUUCCAGACAAUUAAAACCAAAUGUCAACAUCAGAUUUGGAAUUGUACUGAGAGAGGACAUCGAGGAGCUGUUUCUGGACAUCGCUCUCUUCAGUAAAGGACUGUCCGUUCUUAACUUCUCCUACCCCGUCUGCGAAGUGGAUCUACCCAAGUUUUCUUUCUGCGGAAGAAGGAAAGGAGAGCAGAUUUACUAUGCCGGCUCUGUCAAUAAUCCUGGGUUUGAAAUUCCCAAGGGAGAGUACCAGGUUCUGCUGGAACUGUACAACCAAGACCACUCCACCGUGGCCUGUGCCAAUGCCACCGUCCUUUGCCCCUGAGCACCUGAAGCGCAGAGAGCUGUCCCUUGGAAACCACAGCUCCUCACAUUGAACCUGCCGUGAGGAAGGACCAGCGGACAACAGAGCAAGCCUCCCUGAAGGUGCAGGCGCUGAUGUCAGCCCCAGGACCAGAGGUCCCCAGACUCCACGGAUGCAAUGAACCCCCCAAAGGAUCUGCUUCUCAGGGGCCCCUGGGCGUCACCCAGCAGUGUUGAGGGUGGGUCCCUCUUCCCUAAGUGUUCACCUGACACCACUCACCUCUUUUUAGCUCCUCGGGGCCCUUCCUCAGUCACCCAAAAUAAAGAAACCAG
This is a messenger RNA of Hippopotamus amphibius kiboko, 791 nucleotides long. It is a transcript of the gene LY86, whose product is annotated as lymphocyte antigen 86. Lineage: Eukaryota; Metazoa; Chordata; Mammalia; Artiodactyla; Hippopotamidae. The record is from RefSeq and is a predicted model, not a curated record. Gene Ontology annotation, biological process: positive regulation of lipopolysaccharide-mediated signaling pathway; innate immune response. The coding region runs from base 1 to 480 and encodes 159 amino acids. The transcript has 5 exons.